Brienomyrus brachyistius is the source of this 3828-nucleotide messenger RNA. RefSeq names its product sprouty homolog 4 (Drosophila) (gene spry4). The coding region runs from base 237 to 1151 and encodes 304 amino acids. Lineage: Eukaryota; Metazoa; Chordata; Actinopteri; Osteoglossiformes; Mormyridae. Gene Ontology annotation, biological process: negative regulation of MAP kinase activity; negative regulation of fibroblast growth factor receptor signaling pathway; negative regulation of Ras protein signal transduction. Gene Ontology annotation, cellular component: cytosol; membrane. The transcript has 2 exons. The record is from RefSeq and is a predicted model, not a curated record.
CACCCUCCCAUUCAUAAAAAAGCCAUUUUCCCAAGCAGUUGCAACAUCGCAUCAAAACGCCUGUGUUCUCGCUGCAGUGCAGCUCGCGAGUUUGCAUUUGGCUUUAAAUGGAAAUGUAAUCUGGAAUAUACUGGCAACCGUACGCAUGAGAUAAGGACAUGGGCUGUUUUUCAGUACAAAACCGCUAGAUGUGAAUCCCCCCCCACCCCCGGUGCCUGAAGGACAAAGGCGUACCAAUGGAGUCUAGACUCUCCCACCACAUUCCAGGGGUCUCCUCCUCCAUCAUGGUACAGCCCUUCCUGGACGCUCACGUCCCCUACGGGCGGAUGCAGCCGUCUCUGACCGUCUUCCCCAUCGACCAGAUGAAGUCCUCCCACGUGGAGAACGACUACAUCGACAGCCCCGCCGUGGUGCAGCAGCCUCCGGCCAGCCAGAAGGCCGCCAGGGGGGUCCACGAAGCCGCCGUCGGGGGCUCCCAGCUCGCCAGGAGUCAGUCGCAGGACGUCACGCACCCUUGGAUCACUGUCGGCGGCCGGCCCUGCUCCAUCAGUAGCAGCAGUAGCGCGUCCUCGGACCAGCGGCUACUGGACCACACCGCGCCCACCCCCAUGUUGGAGGCAAGCCCGGGCAUGCUCAGGACCCCUGGCAUCCAGCCCAAGACAGUCUGCUCCAAGCCCGUGGACUCGAAGGGCCUGUCAGUCCCGCCAGAAGGGCGGCGACACUUGCUACUGUGCGAGUCGUGCGGUAAGUGCCGAUGCACAGAGUGCACGCUUCCCCGGACGCUGCCGUCCUGCUGGGUUUGCAACCAGGAGUGCCUCUGCUCGGCGCAGAGCCUGGUAGACUGUGCCACCUGCAUGUGCCUCGUGAAGGGCGUCUUCUACCACUGCACCGACGACGAGGACGAGGAAGGCUCCUGCGCCGAGCGGCCCUGCUCCUGCAGGCCCUCGAACUGCUGCGGCCGCUGGUCCUUCAUGGGCUGCGUCUCACUGGUGCUGCCCUGCCUGCUCUGUUAUCUGCCGGCCCUGGGCUGCGUCAAAAUGUCCCAGAGGUGCUACGAUGGGGCCCGGCGUCCUGGGUGCCGCUGCAAGGCCAACCAGGUUCGAAAAGUUGGGGAGGGGAAGGCUGGGGUGCUGGGGAUACAGACCUCUUGAUACCCCCCCCCCCCCCGAAUCAGGCACAUCUGUGGUCACCCCCUAAAGACUCAAGAGGAACUGUGUUGUGCUGGUGGACUUUCAAAAACCAUGGUACUUACAAACGGUUAAUUUGCGAUCGCCUCGUUACCGUGGCAGCAUGCCACACCUCACAGAUGGACUGGUGGAAGGCAGAGGUGGAUUUUGGCACAAGUUGAGUGUUGGGUGUCUUUUUUUAUGUCUUCAAAGCUGUCUGACGUUCAACACCUCGACCCCCGCUGCAGACCCGUCCCCCCCCCCCCCCCCCCCCGACUCCCCCAUCGGUCUCCCACACUCCAGCAAAACAAAAUGUUAUUUCUUAAAAAAAAUGUCUUUGACACUUCUAUUUAAUGUUGAGCAAUAGGUUUCCAUUAGCUAAAAAUAGAUUGGUGACUUUUUUUGUAUGAAUGAUGAAAUGGAAAUCCGUUCUGCUUUGUUGAUUGGCACCGGCCAAAGUGAUGUAGAGGAAGAACACCAUUCACUGAUUGGCUGGCCCCGCCCACUUCCCCCUUACAGCCGCCUACUCUGCGGCGAGCGUCACCAUCGAAAAAAAACCCAUCAGCAAAGAAUGAAAUUGUAUUCUAAACAUUUUAAUUACCCAGGAAAUUGUCCCAUUUACAAUCUCGAACAAGAACCAGGAGGAGAGAAGGUUGCCAGCUUCUGAAAGGCUAGAAUAUUUUAGACAAUAAGAAAAUGUCUUAAAUUGAAGUAUCUGUCUUUAAAGCUCGUCUAGUUUGCUCCGUUACAGGCAGCGAAUCAUAAAAAAAGCUUGAAAGUUCUUUAGUUAAAUUUGUCGUAAAAUUUGACAGUUCAGUCAUAGUUGUGUUUUAAUUCAGAGAUGAUCUCUCUCUGUGUUCAGGGUGGAGUCCCCAUCCCCCCCCCCCCCCCCCCCCGCUCAGAUAGAGGGACUGUUUUCCCAGACAACUAGCCAAAAGUCUGAGCCUCAUUUAAAGGAAAGGGUGCGUUUAAAAAGGGUUUAGAACCCGACUUCUUGCACACCCCAUAACGAGCUAUGUAGAGCUAAUCACAAGUAGAGGCGUAGUGUUAUUAAGUAGAGAGGUGAGGCAUGGGCUAAACUAUCACGCUCCAUCCUCCAUGUUCGCUAUAUGCCAUCUCCACCGAGCAUAAUCUAAUCUGUGCUGCUACUCGGCUGUGUCCAUGUUUAUGAAGAGGCAUAUUUUAUUGUAAAUAUCAAUCCUUUCUUCCAGAAGGUUUUUUUUUCAGUGAAUUGUAAAUGCUACAGCUUUAGCCAAAGGAUUGUAAUACGUCAGUCUUUUUUUUUUUUUUUUUGUCUGAGGUUUCUCCGAGGGAUCUUUUUAUUUUCGUGCACUUGACAAUUCGGUCGGAUGGCAAAUGCUCUUAAAGGUACAGGUUCCUUUUUUUUUUUCGCCCGGUGGAGUACCGGCAAAGAGAUACCGUGUUUCCGUAUCUCCCCCCCUCCCCUAACGGGGCUCCCGAGUCAUGCUGACGUUUCUACUAGUGUACCAUGGACAGAGUGAAAGACGUGCAAUUAUGCCGGAGGACGGGGGGGCGGAGUGGGGGCUCUCGUCUUUGUCUUGAAUGUACGAGGCAAUAUUCUUUUCAAGUAGCUCUUUGCAAUUCAACUAUAGGGUGGAUGCCAAAACCGUGAGAACGAGGCCCGACUAGCUAGCGAGAAGUGGAAGUGUCAGCUCGUCGCCGUCUCUUAGCGUAAAAAGAAUAUAUCUAUGCAGGUGUGCGUUUGUGUACAGUUCCGAGGGCCCUGUGUUCUUAACCUGUCAGCAGUAGUGAAAACGUACUGUAAAAUUGCAUGGUACACUAUAAUUACAGUACAGAAAUAUUUUUGGCGAGGUUGAGAGCCGGACAGGGGAGGGGAGGAGAAAGCAGACUGGUCUAUCACAAAUAGUACUUGCUUUAGAGAAGUGCGCUGGGCAAUAAAAAUACCUCUUUGUGUGUGAUGUUCAUGCCUCAUUACCUCGAGAGAGGCAAGACUAAUUCCUGCUUCCUCUGCACCUCUGAAACCAUAAAUUUGCUGCACAAAUACAAGUUUAGACCAACUUUAUAUAUAUAUAUAUAUAUAUAUAUUUCAGUGCCACGCAUUUCCCCAUAGCAGUCUAUCAGAUACCGCCAGCUUGACUGACAGCGUACAGCUGCGUAGUGCAGAUCCGUCUCAGCCGGUUAGUAUGGAGCCUCUGACCAGUUUCUCUCUCCCACCAUUUCCAUGGCUCUCCUUCUUCCUCCCUACGGGGAGGAUCACCCGUAGCCGCCAAUCCCGUCUCCCGAUCCACGUCCACUUUCCGUUCCCGUCAUUGAGAUACCGUUCGGCUUUCCGUUCACACGCUCCUGCCCCGCUCGCAAUGCUGUGACUGAUCAUCCUCGUUGUACCUCGGAGCUCAUCAGAUUCUCGAUAUUUGCUCAAAAACUUCUGCCCUUCUGAACUGCUUGUACCAUCGUUUCAUAUUUCUCGCCUUUGCGGAUUAAAUGUAAAAAAAAAGCUAUAUGCUUUUUUGUUUCAACACAUAUGAAAGCUUCCAUUUAUAGAUAUAUUUAUUUUGAAGUUGUAUUUUAUAUAGUAUUUAUUUUAGAUGGCUACUUUUGUCGUUUUGUGAAGAAAAGUUUAAAAGCUUAUGUCAAAAGGAAUGUACCUUGAAAAUUAGAAAUAUAUAUUGUUAAAUAUGAA